Verticillium alfalfae VaMs.102 is the source of this 420-nucleotide messenger RNA. RefSeq lists its product with no specific name. The transcript has 2 exons. Bases 1 to 420 code for a protein of 139 amino acids. NCBI's taxonomy places the organism in Eukaryota, Fungi, Ascomycota, Sordariomycetes, Glomerellales, Plectosphaerellaceae. The record is from RefSeq and is a predicted model, not a curated record.
AUGGCCUACCCGCCCCCUCCAGGUAUCUCAAACGCCUCAUCCAACUCGUCGCACCCCUCGCUUCCCGCCCGUCCGCCUCCUUCAGCCAGCGCAUCAUCAGGCGGCAGCGGCGGCGGCUUCAAGUCCUCCUUCAAGCCGGCCUUCACACCCGCCCAAUCUUCCUACUCCAGCGCUCCCAGCUAUGGCGCCGGCAGCGCCCCGGCCGCCGGCCAGUACGGCCCUUCCUCAUACCCCACCUACCAGCAGCCCGCAUCCUCCAUGAGCGCCGCCCCCUACCAGGCGCAGUCACAACCGUAUCGGUACCCCCAGCAGCCGCAGCAACCGAGCAGCAACACCUACCAGCAAGGCGCCUACACGCGCCAGCGAGCGCAGCAUCCUACGGCGCCGGCCCCCAGAUCCAACAAACGCGCAACGGCGUGA